Molecule: messenger RNA, 486 nt
Organism: Penicillium manginii
Lineage: Eukaryota; Fungi; Ascomycota; Eurotiomycetes; Eurotiales; Aspergillaceae
Exons: 1
Coding region: 1-486 (161 amino acids)
Source: RefSeq, a predicted model, not a curated record
AUGGAAGAGCUUGCCGACGACGACGCCGAGAUGGCAGGUAUCGUACCGUCGCAGAUGCCACGAACGCACCGGAUUUGGUCUCGACCUUUACUCAAGGACAGAAAUGAGGACCUGGAAGUAUCUGAAUCUAUGAUCGAAGCCCGCAAGCACGUUCAUCGCAGUCUUCUUCGUCGUCUGAUUCGACGACCCCCACUCGAUAAGACUCGGUCGCUGUUUGUCAUGCCAACCAUAAAUACUCGAGAUCAGUUCAUGAUAUCGGGUUGGAUGCCUCCGAGAAGCUCUGCGCGACCGAUCACGAUGACAAGUAGACGUCCAACGGUGCUAUCUGUGAGUGAAGAUAUGAAAUUUCACACAGAAAGACGGCAUAGACGGUGCCAUUCAGAGCAACCACGUGCAUGGAGGAGACCUAGUGCCACGCUGUGGACUCUACAAGAGGAAGGGGGAAAUGAGGAGACCGGGCCAGCGAAUCGUCGUAUUGGAGUUUGA